UUAUAUAAUUAUAUUAGAUAUAUUUAGAUUAUUUUUAUCAUAGAUAAUGUUAAUAUAAUAUUGUAAUAUGGUGCAGAUUUGUAGUAAUCACGAGCCUUUUUCUGGGAAAUAGGCUUGCCUUCUCAGCUAUGGAGAAUUCUUAAUGUUAAUAGAAAAUGCACCUUUGAAACUUUCAGAGAUUUUCUGUCUGAAAUAAUUCUCUGCUGCUCUUUUUCUUUUUCCUGCAAUGGCCGCUAAAUCGAUCGAGGAGGAGAAACCAUUCUUAUCGGGGAUGGGGGGUGGAAGCACCAAUUUACCAGUCAACAUUGCAUGUUUUGAGUUGAUUAAGCCAAGCUUUGAUGAGACCAACCAUCAUUGUUCUCUCGAUGUGUUGCCUAUUCUAAUAGAGGAGACUUCAUUUCCAGUAAGAGAAAAAUGCAGCUUAAACACUUCACAUGGCCAGGAUGUCUAUAGCAUUUCUGUGUUGCCUGAGGAAGGAAACACGAGUCCAAAAUGUACACCACAGUUAACUUUUUUGAGCCUCUUGGAAGUUCCUUUUCCAUCUGAAAACCAGAUGUGUUUGGAUGCGAAAUUGAGUUGCCACAACUGCAUCAAUUUGAAAGUGGAUAGUGAAGAUGCUUAUUCAUCGUGCAUUCUGGAUAUAAACAUUGAGAAAGAGCUUCCUGACAUACUUACAUCCAGUGAUGAGAUUGUUGGAAAUUCUAAAACUGAAGGCGUACUGACAAAUUUGCAGAAGGUUUUGCAGAGACAGUCAAGCUUAUAUGUAGAAAAAUCAUUGACUGAGAGGGUUCAAGAAGCACCAAUGAAUAGAUGGAAAAGAUAUAAACGAGCUGCAUCAUUUGAUUCAAGGAAAAUAUUCUUCCUUUUCUCAAUCCUGUCAUGUUUGGGGACAUUGAUAUUGAUUUAUCUGACGCUGAGAGUUACGGCAAACUAUUGAUGUGUUCAAUCUACGUCAGUCAGGUUCAAAUGUGAGUGCGGUAUACAAGUGUGUUGAAUUCUUUUUUCUAGAUUUCAUGAUCAUAUCCUGUACUCAUGUCUGGAUAUAGUACGAGUACCUAAAAGAUAAAGUGAAAAGUCGGAGUAACAUAGGAUUCAAUCAUGUUUUGUACCUUCUUCUUUAUUUUGUUGAGCAUCUUUUCUUGAAGUUUAUUGAGAUUUCGUGUUUUGAGAACUGCUGCUUUAUAGUUUAGCUUUCUAAAUGUCAAUAUUAUUGAUUUUCCACUGUAAAUAUGACCAGUGAUUCAGUAAUUCAUCAUCUCUUUAUCAUUGUAA
Messenger RNA from Gossypium arboreum, 1272 nucleotides. RefSeq lists its product as uncharacterized. The record is from RefSeq and is a predicted model, not a curated record. NCBI's taxonomy places the organism in Eukaryota, Viridiplantae, Streptophyta, Magnoliopsida, Malvales, Malvaceae. The coding region runs from base 227 to 937 and encodes 236 amino acids. The transcript is spliced from 7 exons.